AUGACAGGAGGAACCCUUGAAGUACUUCUUGUAGAUGCUGAAGGCAUUAGGCACACAAAUCUUCUUGGUAAGCCUAUUCCUACAUCCUACUACGUGAUCAUAGAGUGUGGCACUCGAGACUAUCGAAGCAAAGAAUCAUCAAGCGAAGAUGACAAAAUUAGCUGGAAUGAAAAAUUCACGUUUGAAUUUCCAUUGUCAGAUUGGAAAAACUUAACUCAUCUCAAAUUCAGAAUUAUGGACACCGAGUUGUUCAGAGAUGCUGGAUUUGUUGGUGAAACCAUAGUUCAUCUGGGUGGAAUAAUUACUGAGGGGAAGGACAGAGGAUUCAUUGAAUUAAAACCAGCUCCGUACAAUGUGGUGCUUGAAGAUGACACCUAUAAAGGAGAGAUAAAGAUUGGGUUUCGAUUUAUCACAAAUUAUAAGCGAUAA
Prunus mume (Japanese apricot) is the source of this 429-nucleotide messenger RNA. The record is from RefSeq and is a predicted model, not a curated record. Lineage: Eukaryota; Viridiplantae; Streptophyta; Magnoliopsida; Rosales; Rosaceae.